Messenger RNA from Cooperia oncophora, 186 nucleotides. The record is from the annotation of a GenBank genome assembly. Lineage: Eukaryota; Metazoa; Nematoda; Chromadorea; Rhabditida; Trichostrongylidae.
AUGGAGAAAAGAUUUGUCGACCAGGAUGGGCAGGAGAGAAUUGUAGUUAGCCGAAUCGAGGAGGACGGUGGUGGAAAUCUCGUCAUAUCGCGAUUGGUGGGCGGGAAACACAAGUCCCAUGUUUUUCCAUCCAUGAAGCAACACACCGGCAAGCAAAUAUUUGUUCUGAGUGUACCACUCCUUUGA